AUGAAGUCCGUUCUGCUUGCCGCGAUCGGCCUGCUUGCCGGCUGUGCUGCCGGGCAAGAAUCGACUCCAGGGGGCCCGACACAGACAGGCACCAUCUCGACAUGCGACGAGUGGUAUGUCGUCCAGAGCAACGACACGUGUGAGACUAUCGAGAGCAGCUUUGGCAUCACACUGGCCCAGUUCUUGGCUUGGAAUCCGGCCGUGUCCAGCGACUGUACGACCAAUUUCUGGAGUGGCUACUCCUACUGUGUUGGCGUGUCUUUGGUGACGUCGUUGUCAGCCACAAGGACGCAAUCCAGCAGCCUCUCUGCGACAACGUCCGUGCCGACAGUGACCAGUCCUCCGGGCCCAACUAUGACUGGCACAGCGUCCAAUUGCGACAACUGGUACCUAAUAAAGAAAGGUGACACGUGCGCCACCGUCGAAUCGGCCUAUGGCAUCACACACGCCGAGUUCAUUGCCUGGAACCCAGCUGUCAGCAGCGACUGCGCAACCAACUUCUGGACCGGUGAGGCCUAUUGUGUCGGUGUCGGAGCUGUCCCAUCCAGCAUCGUUUCCAGCUUCGUAAGUAGCCUCGUUUCCAGCUCCGCCAUCAGCUCCAGCAUCAACGCAACAGGCAACGCGACAAUAACCCCCUACUCAACACGCUUCCCGGUGACGUCAUGGAAUAUCUCGUCGCCCACGGUCGGCACGACAUGGCCGCCUACCCAGACACAGGCCGGCCAGCCUAGCUACUGCAACUACUGGCAUCUGGUGCAGCCAGGCGACACCUGCUCGACCAUCGCGUUCGCCUACUCCACCUGGAUGACCCUGGCCGACUUCUUUGCCUGGAAUCCCGUCGUCGGCGCCGACUGUACCGGCCUAUACGUUAUGUACUGGGUAUGCGUAGGCAUCCAACCGCAGACAUCGCUCACGCUCGAGUAUCCGACCACCACGCCAACCAUCCCGGACGAGGUGCCGUGGACGCCGACGCCAACGCCUUCGAUCGACUACAGCUUCACUCCGUCACCUACCCAGGGCCCGCUACCGACAAACUGCGCAAACUACUACUUCUCGAGAGAGAAUGACACCUGCAGCGUCGUGGCUGCCGAGCUGGGCUACAUCACGGAGGACGAGUUUCUCUCCUACAACUCCUAUCUCGACGGCAACUGUAACGGCCUGUGGUCCGGUGUGUACUACUGUGUCAGCGAGUGGUCCGGCUCACAGAGCGACCUGCCUCCGCCGCCAACAGUCAGCGCGAAGCCGUCCUCGGCUCCCAGCGACACCAUCUCGACAUGCAACUCAUGGUACCAGACCAGUGGCGAUGACGACUGUGCUGUCGUAUCGGCCAUCUUCGGCACGUUCUCUGCGUCUGACUUUAUCAGCUGGAACCCGAGUGUCGGCGAGGGCUGCACAGAACUUGUGCAAGACACCUACUAUUGUGUCUCUGUCCCCGGCACGCCGACUACUCGCACAGCUAUCGUGACGCCCACACCCACAGCUACUGCGCCCGUACAAACGGGAAUUGCUUCGGACUGCAACAGCUGGUGGCUUGUUAAAGAUUCCGAUACCUGCGAUAUUAUUAUCACGGCCAAUUCUCUCACUCUGGAGCAGUUCCUCGAUUGGAACCCGUCCGUCGCCAACGGUACCAGCGAUUGUGCUCAGCUGCUGCCAGACUAUGACGUCUGUGUUCUGCUCGAUGGCAUGGAGCCAGGCGGCAACACCACCACCACGGCCAGCUCUACUAGCAUAGUUUCAACAGUACCGGCCUCGACCCAGUCGAGCAGCGCACUCUCGACAUCGUAA
Molecule: messenger RNA, 1785 nt
Organism: Grosmannia clavigera kw1407
Lineage: Eukaryota; Fungi; Ascomycota; Sordariomycetes; Ophiostomatales; Ophiostomataceae
Product: peptidoglycan-binding protein
Exons: 5
Coding region: 1-1785 (594 amino acids)
Source: RefSeq, a predicted model, not a curated record